This is a messenger RNA of Ichthyophthirius multifiliis, 1126 nucleotides long. RefSeq names its product nucleic acid binding, putative. Gene Ontology annotation, molecular function: RNA binding. The record is from RefSeq and is a predicted model, not a curated record. Gene Ontology annotation, biological process: mRNA processing. The transcript has a single exon. NCBI's taxonomy places the organism in Eukaryota, Ciliophora, Oligohymenophorea, Hymenostomatida. Gene Ontology annotation, cellular component: cytoplasm; nucleus.
AUGGAUCCUUAAAAGAAACAAAAAUUAAAUCAAUAACAAUUCGAUUAAUCCGAUUAAGUUGAGAAAAUAAGUCAAGUUCAAACCUAAGAAAAGCAAGAUAGUUAAAUCGAUCGUGAAUAAAUGAUACCUGAAUACAAACAGUUAAUUGAAUAUAAAAACAAUCUAGUAAAACUAGAUAUUUUAAUUUAAAUAGAAUCCAACGAAGAACAACUAGAAGAACUUCGAGGUAUGAAAAACGACUUAGAAGAUGCCAUAUAAGCCCAAGAAUAAAAAAUAAAAAAAGAAUAAAACAAUGAUUAUUUAAUUUUUAACACUGAAGCUGUAUAAAAAGAACAUAUUGGUAGAUUAUGUAAAGUUUUUUAUGAAAAAGAAUUAAAAUGGUAUCACGGAGUAGUAACUUCAGUAAAUAGUGAUGAUUAAAUAAUAAAUGUCCAAAUUAUAGGAUAUAGAGAUAAUAUAUAAAUAGAUUCAGUUUAUGUAAAAUUAAAACCUAAACCAGAUCCAGAGUUGUUUUAACCUGGUUUUGCAUGCGAAGCAAUAUAUUCGGAUGAUGGUAAAUAUUAUCCGUGUAUAAUCGAAAAAAUAACAGAAGAUGGUCGAUAUGUAGUAAAAUUCAAAAAAUAUAAUAAUAAAGAAGAAUUAUCCUUAUAUAUGUUAAGAGAAUCAAGAAAAAAUUAAUAAGAUCAUCGAAAAAAAAGAACUUUUGAUGACCUUACUGAAUUUAAAGUACCUGAUAAUCUCAAAUAUUUACCAAACGAGUCUGAACAAACUAGAUUAAUGAAAAAAAAAAAAGUUAAAGCACUUAAAUAAUAAUUUAAAUAAGCCCAAUUAGAAAAAUCUAGUAUGGAAAAAUAAGAAAAAUGGAAAGAUUUUAAAUCUACUGCCUAAAUGAAAAAAAAAGAGCAUUUUUCAGGAAGAACUUCUAAAUCUAUCUUCUAAUCUCCUGAAACUAUUGAAGGUAAAGUUGGUGUAACUAAUUCUGGUAAAGGAAUGACUAAUUUCUCGGUAAGAAGUUAAUAGGCUAUGUAGGAUAAUUCUCAUUUGUCACGCUUGUUUUGAUUUUAUUUUGAAUAUAAAUGUUUUUAAUAUUUUAAAAUAAGAAAUAUUUAUAUAAAAACAUAUUUUU